Mus caroli (Ryukyu mouse) is the source of this 994-nucleotide messenger RNA. RefSeq names its product notochord homeobox (gene Noto). Gene Ontology annotation, cellular component: nucleus. The record is from RefSeq and is a predicted model, not a curated record. Gene Ontology annotation, biological process: neuron differentiation; regulation of transcription by RNA polymerase II; brain development. Lineage: Eukaryota; Metazoa; Chordata; Mammalia; Rodentia; Muridae. Gene Ontology annotation, molecular function: RNA polymerase II cis-regulatory region sequence-specific DNA binding; DNA-binding transcription factor activity, RNA polymerase II-specific.
CCUGAUUCACAAGUCUCCCGUUCCUUUANUAAGGUGGUCUCUCUCUCUCCCAUUGAGCUCCUUGCACAGCCUAGGAGGUCCCCUCAGGGUCGCGCCAUGUCCAGCCCUGCUCCCUCAGGCAUUCAGGUCCAGCCCGGGAGCCUGCGCCCCUGUCCGGGGGCUGUUUCCCCAGUUGUCCCGCGUCGACUAGCUCAGGGACGCCUGGAGUCAUCCUUCUCUGUCGAGGCCAUCCUGGCGAGACCCAAGACCCGAGAGCUGGCUGCCACCUCUCUGCCGCUCUCUACCUGCACCAGUCUGAACCUCCUCGGAGCAGUGUCGCAGUACGGGGUCCUGCCCUGGGUGUGCUCCACAGGGUCUUGGCUGCCCGCCUACCUGAGCGUGGGCGUCUACCCGCUGUGCUCCAUGUCCUGCGUGCCCGGACUGAAUGUCACUCACCACCAGCAGGGCCUCAGGCUCACAGGACCAGAGCUACCUUACUGUCUAGGCCCUCUGAAAUGGGCACCCACUGUGAACCUUCGGGACCACGGGACAGAGAGACACACAAAGAGGGUUCGCACAACGUUUAACUUGCAGCAGCUGCAAGAGUUGGAGAAGGUGUUUGCAAAGCAGCACAACCUGGUGGGGAAGGAGAGAGCCCAGCUGGCUGCCAGGCUGCACCUGACGGAGAACCAGGUGAGGAUCUGGUUCCAAAAUCGCAGGGUGAAGUAUCAGAAGCAGCAAAAACUGAGAUUGCCUUCCUCCUCUGUCACAGAGGAGCCCUCCAGCAGCUCAGAUGGCAACAUCCAGAGUGAAGAUGCUGAGUUGGGAGUUGGCAGUUAAGGACAGAGCAAGAGGCUUUAGUCAUGUUAUAUGGGCUAGUUCUUCCUGUGGUACCUGCUGGCCCUCCCUGUCCCACAUCUCAGUGAAGAGCUUCCAUAAGGUCAAAGGACACCAAAUGUACUUGAACAAUCAAGCAGGGGAACUCUGGAAGCAGCAUAAUGGAUUGACCUAUGUC